AUGUGGAAAAGUAUCAUACCCAGGGUAUCAACUAAAAGUAAUACCAUCUUUAAUCGAUGUUAUCAAUUGCCGGCCAUCAAUAGGAAAAUUAUACCGGUAUAUCCUCCUGUGGAACCUAGGUCGUACGCAAGCAAGGAUGGAUCAUUGUUAGAUAAAUUGGCGAAGCUAGAUGUGGAAAAUACAUUGGAUCCUCAAGGUUGGAGGCGAACUUUAUUAGAGAAAUCGUCGAAGAAUAGUAUCAAAGCUGGUGAUAUAGUUAGGGUCACUUAUGAUUCCAAAAAAUCUGAUAAUGAUAAUUUUGUUGGAUAUGUCUUAUCUGUCGAUAGGAAAAGGUUUAUACAAGAUAGUUCGUUAUUGUUGAGAAAUCAAAUUGGUAAAACUUAUGUGGAAUUGAGAGUACCCUUGUUUUCUCCAUUGAUUGAAAGAAUCGAUCUAUUAAGACAAAAUAAAGGUCUUAGAAAGAGGAACAAGCAUUAUUAUAUCAGAAAUACUAGAUUGGAUGUCCAUGAUUUGGAAGCUGGUUUAAGACGAAAGAAAUAA
This is a messenger RNA of Naumovozyma dairenensis CBS 421, 540 nucleotides long. RefSeq names its product mitochondrial 54S ribosomal protein bL19m (gene IMG1). Gene Ontology annotation, biological process: translation. The transcript has a single exon. Gene Ontology annotation, molecular function: structural constituent of ribosome. Bases 1 to 540 code for a protein of 179 amino acids. Lineage: Eukaryota; Fungi; Ascomycota; Saccharomycetes; Saccharomycetales; Saccharomycetaceae. Gene Ontology annotation, cellular component: ribosome; mitochondrial large ribosomal subunit. The record is from RefSeq and is a predicted model, not a curated record.